AUGUCGACUGGUGCCAUCGCAACCCUUCUCUCUCAGCAGCCCAAUAGCUUCGAUGGCCUUCGUACAAUCGGAAAGGUCUUCUUCAUUCUCGAUUUGGUCCUCUUCUUCCUCUUCAGCGCUCUUAUGACGACCCGCUUCGUCCUCAACCCCAAAGCCAUCACGAGAUCUCUCCAUCACCCGCAUGAGAGCUUCUUCUUCGGCACGUACUGGGUAUCCAUUGGCCUCAUAUUGUACUGCAUCCAACAGUACGCGGUAGAUUCGUGCGGGCCAUGGCUCGUUAAAACGCUUGAGAUUUGCUUCUGGAUUUUUGCCGGAUGUGCGCUCCUGGUCGCGAUUUUUCAGUACCACGUCAUCUUCGAUCUCGAGUCCCCUCCUAUUCAUGACGCUCUUCCAGCGUGGAUCCUGCCUCUUUACCCAUUCCUCGUGCUCGGCCCGUUGGCCGCUACCCUCGAGUACAGCCAGCCGCGAGAGGCAGCUCUUCCUAUCAUGAUCGGCGGCAUUAUGUUCCAGGGUCUUGGCUGGACCUUUGCGCUGAUUAUUUACACGCUAUACAUCACAAGGCUAAUCAGCGAACAACUACCCGAAGAGUCGAAGCGGCCGGGAAUGUACGUCGCCGUUGGUCCAGCAGCAUACACCUCGAUCACGCUCGUCUCGCUAGGCAGUCAAGCCCAAAAGGUUCUUCCAGACGACUUCCUCAGCAUUACCAGCGUCCCGACCGGCGACCUCUGGAAGGCGUUCGGUGUACCGGCCGGCAUCUUUCUCUGGCUCAUUGGCUUCUGGUUCUUCGCAUUGUCGACCGUUAGCGUCUUCUUCGGUAUUCGGAAAAUCUACUUCACACUCAACUGGUGGGCCUUUGUCUUCCCCAACGUAGGCCUUGUAAUCGCUGCCAUCCAGAUCGGCAAUGUCCUCAAGAGCAAGGCUAUCGGCUGGGUGUGUUCUGGAGCGACAAUCGUCCUGGUCAUCGUGUGGUUCGUGGUGGCGGUGGCCAACGUGAGAGGUGUGUGGAAAGGGCAGGUAUGCUGGCCCGGAAAGGAUGAGGAUAUGGAAGAUGUUGACGGGCAGGAAACCGCGACAGAAGCGGAGGUGAUGAACCUUGAUGGACAAGGCCCCGCGUAG
This is a messenger RNA of Coniosporium apollinis CBS 100218, 1116 nucleotides long. RefSeq lists its product as uncharacterized. Gene Ontology annotation, molecular function: malate transmembrane transporter activity. NCBI's taxonomy places the organism in Eukaryota, Fungi, Ascomycota, Dothideomycetes. The transcript has 2 exons. The coding region runs from base 1 to 1116 and encodes 371 amino acids. Gene Ontology annotation, cellular component: membrane. Gene Ontology annotation, biological process: malate transmembrane transport. The record is from RefSeq and is a predicted model, not a curated record.